This is a messenger RNA of Linum trigynum, 1461 nucleotides long. NCBI's taxonomy places the organism in Eukaryota, Viridiplantae, Streptophyta, Magnoliopsida, Malpighiales, Linaceae. The record is from the annotation of a GenBank genome assembly.
CUGUUUUUUCUUUUUUUUUUUUUUUGGCACCAAAACUCUAUGAACUUUCUUCUGCAUUCUCCUCUUUCAAAAGAAUAGAAAAUAUAGUUGUGCAAUUCUCUCUGUCAGUUUAGUUCUUCGACAUUUUGAGGUUUGCAAUGCUGCUACACCAAAAUUGUACAUCCUUUAUAUCCUAACAUAUUUAUUUAAUAGACUACUUUAGAAGUUACUUUGUGCCGAUUACAUUAUGUUUUUCCUGCCUUCAAAAACGUUGUGGGAGAAUAUUUGCAGGUUUACAUUCUGUAAAACUUCAGCUUUAGCCACCUCGCCACCUUAAGGUCAGGGUAGGCUAUAGUUAAUUAUAUAUAAUUUUAUAAAAAAUUUUAGAAAUAUAGUAGUUGGUAAGGCUUUAGCUCCCCUCAUCAGUUCAAAUUCUCUGAGCGUAGAUUUUUAGUCCCCCUGUUUAGAUUCCUGGCUCCGCCACUGGCUUUAAUUAUAUUAACUAGGUGACGAUGUCGCGCCUUGUUGCGCGGCUAAGAUGGCUUAUGGGCAUGUAUUAUUUGGUCCGUUAUGGUGUUUUGUUCAGUGUUGUUAAAGCCAACCCGAGCCGGUCGAUCGGACCGGUAAAAUCGGGACCCAGACGUCAUUCCGGUUUGGAUCACCUCCAAAACCGCAAAGGUUAGAAAGGUCGGCUGGUGAGCGGCAGAAACGGCUAACCGUUCGAGCCGCUCGAACCGCCUGAUCGGUUUUUGGUUUUAGCCUAAAAUAAAUAAAAAAAGGAAACUUGAUGGAUCUCGAGUUGUUGUCUCCGCCGCUGUUGUCAUCAGGAUUAUUCCUCGCCUACCUCGCAUCGCCUUUUCCAGAAAGAAAGAGAGGAGAGGUCAGGGAGCGGGGUUUGGGGAGACAUCGUGACCUCGUGGGGGUUGAUUCGGCAGCAGGGUUUUGGGAGGAGCUUGAAGGAAGGGUAGAUGUUGGUGCGGCGAGGAGGACGACGGCGGUGUGGGGAGGUAGAGAUGUGAAAGAUGGGUAUGAGCGGAGAGCAUGAGCUGUGAAAGGUAGGGAAUGGGAAGGAAAUCAGAGGGAGAGAGGGAUGAGUGGCGGGUGGGGUGGGGAUUAGAAUUUUUAUAUUGUUUAUACUUAUAUAUAUUGUGAAAUUACUAAGUGGUACCUGCAAAGUAAAUUUUACUUUAGCCAUUAAAUUGUUAAGUUAUUGCUUUAUGUGUCUUGUAUUUAUUAUAUUAUAUCAUUGUUUAUAACCUAUUAGUCGACGGUGUGAGGAGAUAUAGAUGUGAAAGGCGGGGAUGAGCAGAGGGGAUGAGCUAUGAAAGAGAUGUGAAAGGUGGAGAACGGGAAGGAAAUCAGAGGGAGAGAGGGGAUGAGCGGCGGGUGGGGUGGGAAUUAGAGUUUUUUUAGUGUUUAUACUUUAUAUAUAUAUUGUAAAAUUAUUCGGUGGUUCCUGCAAAGUAAAUUUUACUUUAGCCA